CUAGCAAACUCUAUUUCUUGUAUCAACACGUUAGGCAGGCUAGUACACUUCAAGACUGUCAAGACCGUCAAGAUCAACGACAAUGGCCUCAAGACCCACCGUUACCGUCCAAUCCGUCUCCGGAGAGGCUUCGACCUCCCUUCCCCUUCCUGCCGUCCUCACAGCUCCCAUCAGGCUUGAUGUAGUCGCCCAGGUUCACAAGAGCAUGGCUAAGAACAGGCGUCAGGCUUACGCCGUCAGCGAGAAGGCCGGGCACCAGACUUCAGCUGAGUCCUGGGGUACUGGUCGCGCUGUUGCGCGUAUUCCUCGUGUCGGUGGUGGUGGUACCCACCGCUCUGGUCAGGCUGCCUUUGGAAACAUGUGUCGUGGUGGUCGCAUGUUCGCCCCCACCAAGACUUGGCGCAAAUGGCACGUCAAGGUCAACCAAAAUCAGCGCCGCUUCGCUACCCAAAUCGCCGAGGUUCCUCUUGUCGUUGAGAACGCAGCUGAGUCCUUCAAGAAAACCAAGGAGGCCAUAGCUCUCCUCCAGGCUCUGAAUGCAUACACGGAUGUUACCAAGGUCUCCAACUCGCGCAAACUCCGUGCAGGAAAGGGCAAGAUGCGCAACCGCCGCUACCGUCAACGUCGUGGCCCUCUUGUCGUUUUCAAGGAGGAUAACGGCAUCGUCCAGGCCUUCCGUAACUUGCCUGGUGUCGAACUCGUCAACGUCCAGAGGUUGAACCUUCUUCAACUCGCUCCUGGUGGACACAUUGGUCGCUUCGUCAUCUGGACAGAGGGCGCCUUCGGCCUCCUUGAUGAGGUGUUCGGCACCUUCGACAAAGCCUCCUCGUACAAGAAGGACUACCUCCUUCCCACCGCUAAGAUCUCCAACCCUGACGUGACUCGUCUCAUCAACAGCACUGAGAUUCAAUCUGUUGUCCGCCCCGCAGGUCCCAGGGUCCAGAAGCGCCCAUGGACACAGAAGAAGAACCCUCUCGUCAACAAGGGCGUCCUGUUCCGUAUGAACCCUUACGCCAAGACCCUCCGCAGACAAGAGUUGCUCAAGCAGGAGCGUGUCAAGGCACAAAAAGACAAGAGGGGAAAGAAGGCCAAGGGCUCCUCUGCUGGAGAGGCUUUCCUCAACACGUUGUUCGCUCCUUGAGUGUGUUAAAGUUAUGGUUACCUACAUCUACGUCGAUUGUCCUCGCAUGCCCUUAUGCAUUCAUGCCACACAAAAAUUGUCAAUCAUGGAGACUCUUUGUCAGUAUUUCUGAUCAAUUUCAGAUGUCGUUCCACUCCAUUCCCAUUUGGUCAACAAGUACGUCCAAUAGAGUUAUGGUUCAGCCAAAUCUUCUGUCAAAGUGGACGUGUUAUCAGACGGUUCAGCCUGAUAAUACCCAAUAGUUUUUCCACCCUCGAACAGUACUUACCCUGCAGGAGCGUGGAACUUACGUCCUUGAUAAAUUUCAAACAGGUACAAGACCCGAUUCAAUUGUAAAAUGAUGAGUACCAUGUCGUCUUGAG
This is a messenger RNA of Suillus subaureus, 1503 nucleotides long. Its product is annotated as ribosomal protein L4 domain-containing protein. Gene Ontology annotation, biological process: translation. Gene Ontology annotation, cellular component: ribosome; cytosolic large ribosomal subunit. The coding region runs from base 83 to 1141 and encodes 352 amino acids. The transcript has 7 exons. The record is from RefSeq and is a predicted model, not a curated record. Lineage: Eukaryota; Fungi; Basidiomycota; Agaricomycetes; Boletales; Suillaceae. Gene Ontology annotation, molecular function: RNA binding; structural constituent of ribosome.